GUGAGCCUGUGGUGGUGGUAGUGUGGCAGUAGCUGGGCUGUGAAAGGAAGAGGGAUUCAUUUUGUUUUGUGUGAUCAAUACUACUACAUCUGGACAUGAUACUUAUAGUAAUGGGAGUGUGCGGGAGUGGGAAGACAACUGUGGGGUCGUGUCUUGGAAAUAAGCUGGGAUGGACAUUUUAUGAUGCAGAUGACUAUCAUCCCAAGGGAAACAUAGACAAGAUGUCAAGUGGAAUACCCCUAAAUGAUCAGGACAGGGUACCCUGGUUACAGAUUUUGCAUGACAUAAUAAUAAGGGAAUGGUCUUCAGGAAGAAAUGUAAUCCUAGCCUGCUCUGCCUUGAAAAAACUAUACAGGCAGAUAAUGGCGAUGGGGUCUGAGAUUCUACAUUCCGUUACUGAUGAGGAGAAGUAUCCAAGAAAAGACUUGCUGUUUGUGUACCUGCAUGGGACCAUAGAGCUCAUCACGAAGCGGCUUGCAGCACGGAAAGGGCAUUACAUGGCAGAAAAUUUAAUACAGUCCCAGUUUGAUGUACUGGAGCCACCAGCUGAACCCGAGAAUUUCAUUACUGUGGAAAUAGCAAAAAGCAUACCCGAAAUUGUGGCUGAGAUUGAGAAUGCUCUUUAUAACCAUGGAAACUGUUCAAGUUGACUGUACUGAGAGGACAGCAGUCAUGCCUGCUCACACACCACACACCAACAAAUUAUUCUAUGAACUAUUGAGUGAAAUAAAGUGACUGCAACCUUUAAUCUCAAUUAUGAAGUUUAAUGAAGUUUAUUUUUAAACAUUGAAUGUAUCCCCCCUCUGCUGGCUAAAGAUGUGAACAUCACUGGGAUGUACUUAAUAUUCUGGUACCUACAUAUGUUGCUCCUAUUAAUGCUAUGAAAAUAGUGUCAAAUAGUGUGUUGGUUUGGUAGGAGUACAUACAGAUUUUUGCUUUUUGGGUAUCCAUGUGAACAAGGCACCUGCACCCAGGCAGAUCAAACUAAUAAAAUGACAUUAAUAAAAACAUGUAUGGCUUUUACAACACAUACUUUAUGGAUAGACUGGAAUUACUGUUUGAGAACUGCAUCACUUUUCUUUUUUUUUUCUUUAUGAAGCAUUUACUGAGUGAAAUGGGGUACAUGUUAAACAACAUAAUUUCAAUAUUUCUUGUAUACAUGUAUACAUUUAUAAAUAUUUAUUUAUAAACCUUU
Molecule: messenger RNA, 1195 nt
Organism: Acipenser ruthenus (sterlet)
Lineage: Eukaryota; Metazoa; Chordata; Actinopteri; Acipenseriformes; Acipenseridae
Product: probable gluconokinase
Exons: 5
Coding region: 96-650 (184 amino acids)
Cellular component (GO): cytoplasm
Molecular function (GO): gluconokinase activity
Source: RefSeq, a predicted model, not a curated record